CCAUUUUUUCCAAAAUUUGGAACUAUAUUACAUCAUGGACCAUUCAUAUGUCUUUCAUCCAAAUAGCCAAUUACGUGGUUUCUUAUUAUGCCUACCAAAUUAAACAUAAAUCUUCGGUUACUCAGACAAAUUAAUAACCCUUUAUUAAAUUAGCAAAAUAUUCCAUGGCUGCGAAGAGAGUGUUUCUUCCAUUAAUCACAGCGUUUCUUCUGUUAAAACUCGCCGCCGCCGCCUGCUCUAAUGGAGCCUGCAACCAGGUGGGGGAUGACUGUUCGUCGGAUGCGGAUUGCGGGUCGGGUAUGUACUGCUUUACUUGCCGACCCGAAUUUGAUGGCUCCAAAUGUGUUCGUUCAACCGCCACAAACCAGUUCACCAUAGUGAAUAACUCUCUUCCGUUCAACAAAUACGCGUUUUUGACAACACAUAACGCUUUCGCCAUAGAAGAUGGAGUCCCGAGACUUACUUUCACCAAUCAAGAAGACAGCAUCACUCAACAACUCAACAACGGCGUUCGUGCCUUGAUGCUCGAUACAUACGACUUCGAACAAGACAUAUGGUUGUGCCAUUCUUUCGGAGGCCAAUGCCACGACUACACCAAAUUUGAACCUGCGAUAAACGCAUUGAAAGAAAUCGAAGCGUUCUUGUCUAAAAAUCCGUCAGAAAUUGUGACGUUGAUUUUGGAAGACUACGUCAAAACAACGAACGGAUUGACAAACGUUUUCACAAAAGCAGGUCUUAUGAAAUAUUGGUUCCCAUUGUCGAAAAUGCCAAAAACUAACGGCCAGGAUUGGCCGUUAGUUAGCGACAUGGUAGCCAAUAAUCAACGGCUACUCGUUUUCACUUCCGUAAAAUCCAAGGAAAGUAGUGAAGGGAUUGCUUAUCAGUGGAAUUACAUGGUCGAAAAUCAAUAUGGGGAUGAUGGAAUGAAGGCAGGGGAUUGUAUCAAUAGGGGAGAGUCUUCAGUGCUUAAUGACACAACAAAAUCAUUGGUUUUGGUUAAUUAUUUCGGGACAAUUCCGAUUAAGCCGAUCGCCUGUGUUCAGAAUUCCGGCGGCCUUUCCGACAUGUUGCGGACGUGUUACGGUGCCGCUGGUAAUCGGUGGGCUAAUUUUGUCGCCGUUGAUUUUUAUAAGAGGAGUGAGGGAGGGGGAACAUUUGAAGCGACAGACAUGUUAAAUGGGGAACUCUUGUGUGGAUGCAACGAUGUUCAUUCAUGUACUCCAGGUUCCAACUGUAGAUCCCCAAAAUGACAUCUUCCAUGGCUAAACCGAGUCGACUCACCACUAUCGUCUUCACGAAAUUUCGUGCAUUUUCGUAAUGAGUUGAAUUUCGAAAUAUAAUUUUCUUUCGAAAAAUAAUGAAACGAAAAAAUAAAUAAAAAUAUAACGACGUUGGUAGGUAAUUUUCUUUCAUUUGUUCAACUACACUCGGUAUUUGUUUCAAAUAAUCGUGAAAAAUACUUACGCAUUAGUGAUUUUCGGGAUGAAACACCACAAAUAUUCUUUCUUUAAAAAU
Erythranthe guttata (spotted monkey flower) is the source of this 1515-nucleotide messenger RNA. RefSeq names its product PI-PLC X domain-containing protein At5g67130. NCBI's taxonomy places the organism in Eukaryota, Viridiplantae, Streptophyta, Magnoliopsida, Lamiales, Phrymaceae. Gene Ontology annotation, molecular function: phosphoric diester hydrolase activity. Gene Ontology annotation, biological process: lipid metabolic process. The record is from RefSeq and is a predicted model, not a curated record.